GGGACCGUAAGGGGCCGUGAGGGGACCCGGGAGCGGCACCGGUCAAGACGCCCCGCCACCGACCCCGCCACCGACCUCGGGCCUAGGGCAUGGACGAAAUGAAAAUUUAGGAAGACACUUGCCAAAUAAAGAAGAUGGGAGCAAAUAGCAGCAGCAUCAGUGAGCUUCCAGAAAAUGAGUACUUACAGAAGCUGUCAGGAUCAGAGCCCAUCUCUGAGAAUGACCCGUUCUGGAAUCAGCUUCUGUCCUUUAGCUUCACCACUCCAACAAACAGUGCUGAUUUAAAGCUCUUGGAAGAAGCCACAAUCUCAGUCUGCAAGUCUUUAGCUGGCCUGUGGACAGUGUUCACACUGGGCGGGGUGGGCAGCAAAGCAUCAGCUCAGCUGGAGCAGUGCUCCCCUCUGGCCAGCCAGAGCCUGCUGCUGCUGCUGGUCCUGGCCAACCUGACGGACGCUCCAGACACCCCGAACCCCUACAGGCAAGCCAUCAUGUCCUUCAAGAACACACAAGAUAACACUGCUUUUUCGUCAUCAAAUCCACAUGCUUUCCAGAUUAACUUUAACAGUUUAUACACAGCUUUAUGUGAGCAACAGAAAUCUGAUCAAGCCACUCUUCUCUUGUACAUGCUUCUGCAUCAGAACAGCAACGUGCGGACUUACGUGUUGGCACGGACAGACAUAGAAAAUCUGGUUCUGCCAAUUCUUGAAAUUUUGUAUCACGUUGAAGAAAGGAAUUCACACCAUGUUUACAUGGCCCUUAUCAUUUUGCUGAUUCUUACAGAGGAUGAUGGCUUCAACCGAUCCAUUCACGAAGUGAUACUGAAAAACAUCACUUGGUAUGCUGAGCGUGUCCUAACAGAGAUUUCACUUGGGAGUCUUCUGAUAUUGGUUGUGAUAAGAACCAUCCAGUACAACAUGACGCGGACAAGGGACAAAUACCUUCAUACAAACUGUCUGGCAGCCUUGGCAAAUAUGUCAGCACAGUUCCGCUCACUUCAUCAGUAUGCUGCUCAGAGGAUCAUCAGUUAUACCUGCCGCCACUUGCGGAGAUAUGUGUAUGUCUUGGACAAACUGUAUUUCCCCCACUCCCACUGCUCUACGCUGCAGCAUUGCUUCUCGACCCUCAGUGACAAUGGAGAGGAACUCUUGUCUUUAACUUGUUCUCACAUUCUCAGAUCCUAUGCUUCCAGUUUAUUUUCUCUGUUGUCUAAAAAACACAACAAAGUGCUGGAGCAAGCCACGCAGUCCUUGAGAGGUUCCCUGGGUUCAAACGACUCUCCACUUCCUGAUUAUGCACAAGACCUGAAUGUGAUUGAGGAGGUGAUCCGAAUGAUGCUGGAGAUCAUCAACUCCUGCCUGACCAACUCCCUCCAUCACAACCCCAACCUGGUGUACGCUCUGCUCUACAAGCGGGAUCUGUUCGAGCAGUUUCGGACUCACCCCUCCUUCCAGGACAUCAUGCAAAAUAUAGACCUGGUGAUCAGCUUUUUCAGCUCCCGAUUAGAGCAAGCUGGAGCUGAGCUGUCAGUGGAGCGAGUUCUGGAAAUCAUCAAGCAAGGAGCUGUUGCUUUGCCCAAAGACAGGCUAAGAAAGUUCCCCGAACUGAAGUUCAAGUACGUGGAGGAGGAGCAGCCUGAGGAGUUUUUCAUCCCCUACGUGUGGUCCCUGGUUUACAACUCUGCCGUGGCCCUGUACUGGAACCCCCGUGACAUCCAGCUCUUCACCAUGGACUCGGGCUGAGGGACACCCCAGCCAGGCCAGCCCCACUCCAUUUUACAGGAAUCAAACCUCUGCAGCCUUUCCAACCUGACCCCCUCCAACUGCCCCCUCCAACCCCAGAGCCAGUGUCCAGCCCAGCCUCACAUUGGGACAGACUGGUGUGAGGCACUGAUGGCUUGUAGGCAACCUUGUGUUUAUAGUCCAUAACCUAGAGCUUGUUUGAUGAAAACGAGGCCUUACACAUGGGGUAUGAUGUUACUACCAACCACAAACCUUGAUUGUCCUUUUAACUUAACGGGCUAAAUGAGAUUGCAGGCUUUGAUUUGGAAGCAGCGUUUGUAUUUUUGGCUCUUUUGAGCAGACAGCUUCCUUGGGUCAAGUUUUUUUUAUGGUCUCUUGGAUGCUGCCAUGGGUUGCUCAUUACCUAAUCCCAUGUUUUCACUUACAUCCCUUCAUUUCUGUGGCACUGUCAAGGCUGCAGCCCUUAAAUUGCUGUCUAUGCUGUCAUCUGAGGGAGCUAAGCAAGCAGCAUCUUAAUCAGGUUAGCUCCCAGGCAGAUUCAAAACACUUGAUUUAGAUGUUUGUGGGAGGAUUUUCAAUAGCAAGUCUUCUGUUGUUGUUGUUUGACUGGCAAAUACUCUCCAGAGGGCAAGAAACACCUGCUUUCGGAGUCAGGUCCCUUACAGACUUGUUUUUCUGUGCUUCUGUGCAAAAUUGUUCCUGGAAAUUGAAGGUGGAAGGAAAGGGGGCAGGGAAAAGUCCAAAGAAAAUAAUUACAAGACUGUAAAAUAGACCAGUGUCCUGUAAACCUGUGUGUAAUGGUGACAGUGUGUUUUGGGGAUUCUUGACAAAAUUCUGUGUUGAAAACCUCCUGUUGACUUUUUAAGUUUUAUGGCAGAAGUAUAAAUUUAUCUGAAUGUAGAAUACUACUCUCUUUUUUUGUUGUUU
Molecule: messenger RNA, 2666 nt
Organism: Cinclus cinclus
Lineage: Eukaryota; Metazoa; Chordata; Aves; Passeriformes; Cinclidae
Gene: DYM
Product: dymeclin
Exons: 13
Coding region: 135-1739 (534 amino acids)
Biological process (GO): Golgi organization
Cellular component (GO): Golgi apparatus
Source: RefSeq, a predicted model, not a curated record